AUGGCAAUCACAAUUCAUUUGGAAAUGGAGGUCUCUUUAGUAGGACCACUUCAAUUGUUCCUAGUAACUGUAGGUAAAGAUAAAUUAAGCAUCAGAUUUUUUUAUAACCCAGGUUCUGACUUUCUCAUUUCACACCUUUUGCUCAUACAAUCAAUGUCAAUUAUUUCAGAACAAAGUACAUAAUGAUACUAUUGUUCUGAAAAGCAAUCUAAUCCAUUAACUAACUGGCUGUUGGCCUUGGCAAGGCUAGAUAAAUAAUAUUCUAUCAUGCAAAAUCUAUCGCCUACCAGCCAUUUCGAUUGAAACUGAUUCAGUUGAGAUGUAAAUAGUUUAACGUACAACAAGGAAUAUUCACACCAUAUUUUUUCUUUGGUCAGAAACUAAGUUUACAUUAAGUCAGAUAAAAAAUGCAGUUCAGCUGCUGGAAUAUGUAUCAAAACGAUCCUUUUUUUCUUAAUUUGUAUAUUUUUAUUGUUAUAAACAUCGUUGUCUUGGCAGCUUGUAAAGGAAAUCUUGGAACAACACAACCUAUAUCAAGAAAACGAGACAAAUUCUGAGGCGGACAAUGACGAUGUUGAGGCGGAGGUUGAAGACAAUGCUGAGGUUGAGGAAGCAGAAGUACAUGAUCUAGACACUGGCAAUAGAAUACAAGUAGAUAUAGCAAUGCAGGCAGCUGAUGAACAGAAGGUGGAUGAGCAACAAAAAACUGAGAAGACUAGUGAACCGCUGCAGGGAAGUGGGGCAUCUGGGAUGUCGGCAUUAAUGGAGGAACUAAAGGAGGAUAUUCAAGGGAUGAAUGCACUG
This is a messenger RNA of Porites evermanni, 804 nucleotides long. The record is from the annotation of a GenBank genome assembly. Lineage: Eukaryota; Metazoa; Cnidaria; Anthozoa; Scleractinia; Poritidae.